AUGCAAGGCACCACGGCCGCAAGACCGCAACAGUGGCCUCGGUGCAGUGUGGUUCGCGUAAGAUACCAAUGCCACCAGUAUCCAUACAUCCACCAAAGUUUCGGUGCCAGGUGCCUGGCGCCAUCCCCGGUAGCUCCGCGGCCUUUGCUUGGAGUGCCUGCGCGGAUGGCAGCUGAGCAGGCCAGAGCACCAGCAGUUGGCCAGCCAAUGGUGCACAAGGUGCUACCUUCUGCUGCCCAGUGUUUCCCAAGCAGACCAGUCUUUGACCAGAGGCGAGGAGGUGUCUCGCAGCAGAUUGCUCAUGGACGCCGCGCGCCGAUGAGGCUUCCCGCUGCGCGCAAAGCCGGGCCAGCGGAGCUUCCCGCUCCCGGCGGGGCAGAUGCCGUCAAGAGAGUGCCGGAGACAUCAUCCGGCGAGACAAAGCAUAGUGCGCAGGAGCCAAGCACGCCAUCAACGACGUGCACAGACGAGGUAGCUGCCUCUGCACCUUCUCCACCACAAGCAACAGCCCCGAUCCCAGCCUGGGCAGAUGCCGAGGAGCCAAGCAUGCCAUCAGCGACGUGCACAGACGAGGCGACUCGUCUCUGGCCACCGCCAGCAGUGGCUCAGUACAUGGAGAGCAUGAAGCAGGAAGACAAGGAGCUCGAAAAGGCCGAUUCCGAGAUGCUUAGCGCAGCCCAGCAGAUCGAGGACGAUCACGUGGCCUCGGCAUGGGAGGGCAAGAAGGGCUGCUUUGGGUGGUUAUUUUCCACCCCUCCCCGGCCUGGCCCGCCACGCGCCGAUCACGUGUCAUGUGGGCUGCUGACCGUCCUGGAGCUCUUCAAGGAGGUAGAGAGGGACCAGAACAGCCACGGUGAUGCAAACUCCUGCCACGACGUGGAGAGCAGACCGCUUGAUCGAUCCAACAAGACCUGUGAGCCAUGGCUCGCCACGAGCGGUGGGACAGCGGCUGGUCCAGCUCGACCGGAAACUGGUGAAGCCUCGGACACCAGCUGGUCCCAAGUUCAGCUCUCCAAGCGAUGGGGCCACGACGAAGGCCGGUGGAGGGUUGAGGUUCCUGAUCCACUUUCCCGGUCUGGGGGCGGCGGUCCCAGCGUUGUUGUGCGUGUGGGCGGGUGUUCUGACAAGGCGAGUCAUGGCAGCAAAGACAGCAGCGCCACUUUGAAGGCCGCUUGA
Symbiodinium natans is the source of this 1176-nucleotide messenger RNA. NCBI's taxonomy places the organism in Eukaryota, Dinophyceae, Suessiales, Symbiodiniaceae. The record is from the annotation of a GenBank genome assembly.